UAACGUAGGUUUUUAAGAAAUCAAAUACUAAUAUUUUCUAAAAUUAUUAACCAAUUUAGAAUAAGUAUAGAUCAUUUUUAUUAAAACUUCAACACCGUUAGGAAAAUAAUAACUUGAAGACGUCUUUUGAUGUAAUAUUUCUUAUAUGAUUAGUCCUCAACAAUGGAUGUAGAUUUAUUACGGCCGGGAACUGUACCCAUAUCACCCGACACUAUCCUCUGGUUUGAAUUCAUACUUGACCCCUCUCUAUUAAAAAAGCAUCUUAGCAAACCAAAUCCAGAACCAUCAGCAUGUGAACUUAUAGAAGAGUUCUUAUCAGUUGAUGCUAAGAAUUCAGCACCAAAAGUAAGCGAAAGAGUUGUUGAUGUAGACAGCCCUCCCAGUCCUCCAACAGUGUCUACUGCGCCUUUACAAUUUACUAGGAAACAACUAGCACUGAAAAUACUCGCUCUUAAGAUAGCUGCAACACUACAUUGGAACUUGGAUGUAUUUGAAACAAAGUUGCCUCCACAAAUACAGCAACAGCUGAUGCAAGACCUUGUGUAUCUAGCUACUGAUACAGCAUUCGCUGUACCACCUCCGGAAAUACCAACAGAGUUAUUAAACAAACCUCAAGUACAGUUUGCCUUAACUCUAUAUCACAGAUGGAUAUUAAGGUUUCCGGUAAAAGCGGCACUGUUCGCUAAAUCAACAAAAAUGUCCUUCAUCCAUGUACCGGGAAUGCAGACAGAUACAGGUUACAACCCGAUGAAUCAAAACUUUGAAAAAAUACUAAGAAUGUGUGACACAUCACGCUUACAAAGCAUUAAAUAUUUAGAAAGUGUUCUAACUGAAUAUUCAAGUUAUAGAAGCCCUAAACAGAUUAAAAUUCCUGUUAUGGAGUCAUUUGUACAUUUGACCGAGGAUUGUAAUGACAUGAACCACAAUUGGAAUGCAGGAGAAGUUUACAUAAACCAGUAUGAACUGGCGAUGCAGAUUCAUUUUGAUUUAUGCUAUAAUUACUUCUUUUAUGGACAACAUGAUAUGGCAAAAAAACAUAUACUCGGUUGUAGAGAAAAUGCCAAACUUCUUGAAAAAAUCAUUGAUAUAAAAGGUUAUGGAUUGCAAAGAGAUAUGCCAUGGAACAACUUCAAUUACGCUAGUAUGACUAAUGAUGAUAUUGUAGGUUAUAUAAGAGCUCUAAAUUUAGGCUUUGAAUUACUCAAUGAAGAACCUACACUUUUACAAAAAUUACAAGAGUCUGUUUCUAAUCAUUAUGCAGGGAUAAUAGCAAUCUUACAAGCUGACAACCUGGCUAGAGAAAUCCCGAUGAUUCAUAGAGAAGUCGUGGAGCUAGACAUACAAGGAUCGGCUUCCAGUGGUGCUUUUACUGUUGCAAGAGAUCUAUUAAAUAGAGUUUCAGCAUUAAAUGCCGUGAGAUACGCUCUCGAAGGCGGAAUACCGUCUACACAUCCCGAUUUCCUUAACAAGCUUAAAACUCUGGGCAACAAGUUUUAUGACUUGCUAUUUUGGGCUCUGGGUCCAGUUUUGCAAUCCGACUUAUCAGAAUCUGACUGGAGCAGGUUAAAUGUAUUCUUUUUACAUUUAGCAACAUCCCAAUGCAAAAUACCACUCGAUAGAAUAGACGAGUACUUAAGAAAAUAUGUCGGAGGAGAUUCAAGUGAAAAGAUAAGAAGAAAAUUAAUAUCUGAUGAGAAUUUGAAACAAUUGAUUAAUGAUCCGAUAUAUAGCGACGAUGAGAACAUGGAUAUUCCAAAAGAGCUCCUCACUGAUGACUGGGACACACCAGGUUUCGAAGCUAAAAGCGUCGCUGAACUCGGAAUGGGAAAGCUGAAGAAGCGACUUAUAGAGGCUUCCACGGCUGACGACGUGCGAGUGUGUUUGGUCACUUUGGCA
Molecule: messenger RNA, 1896 nt
Organism: Papilio polytes (common Mormon)
Lineage: Eukaryota; Metazoa; Arthropoda; Insecta; Lepidoptera; Papilionidae
Gene: IntS8
Product: integrator complex subunit 8
Exons: 5
Biological process (GO): snRNA 3'-end processing
Cellular component (GO): integrator complex
Source: RefSeq, a predicted model, not a curated record